Molecule: messenger RNA, 2192 nt
Organism: Dermatophagoides farinae (American house dust mite)
Lineage: Eukaryota; Metazoa; Arthropoda; Arachnida; Sarcoptiformes; Pyroglyphidae
Source: RefSeq, a predicted model, not a curated record
UCAUUAUCAAUUGAAAAUGAUUGGAUCGAAUUCAAGAAAACUUUCAAUCGAUCAUAUGGUUCAUUGAAAGAAGAACAAAUUCGAAUGGAAAAUUUUCAACGAAAUUUAGAAACUAUUCGAAAACAUAAUGCUCUUUAUGAUCAAGGAUUAUCAUCAUAUCAAUUGGGUAUCAAUCAAUUUGCCGAUUGGACACAUGAUGAAUAUCUUCGAUUAAUUGGGCCAAAAAAACAUUGGAAAAGUAUUCGAAAUUUUCAUAAAUCAUCAUCACAAAUCUAUACAGAUAAUAAUGUUGAUGAUCUACCUGAUGAAAUUGAUUGGACAAAAAAAGGUGUUGUAACACCGGUACGAAGUAUGGGCGAUUGUGGUUCUGGCUAUGCAUUCGGUCCAGUUCAAGCAUUAGAAAGUCAGCAUGCAUUGACCGGUAAUCUAGUUGAAUUAUCUGUACAACAAGUGGUCGAUUGUUCAAUAGAUGUAUGGAAUAAUGGAUGUGAAGGAGGUUUAAUUGAUAAUAGUUUUGAGUAUAUACUUAAAAAUCAUCACGAAAUUGAUACAGAAAAAUCCUAUCCAUAUGUUGGUCCAAAAAGUCCUGGUUGUCGUGCUAAAAAUAAAACGAUUGGUUCAACAAUGAAAAACUAUGUUGAUCUGAGACGUUUCGAUGAAUUGACAAUGCAGAAUGCUGUUGCAAAAGUUGGUCCAGUCGCUAUACAAAUUGAUGCUGAUUCGAAACAUUUUAUGCUCUAUAAAUCUGGCGUUUAUGAUUAUGAGGAUUGUAAUAUGCUCUUUCUUGAUCAUGGUAUGACCGUUGUUGGAUAUGGUACAUUGAAUGGUCAACAAUAUUGGAAAGUUAAGAAUUCAAUGGGUACUACCUGGGGUGUGGAUGGUUACCUAUUGAUUGCGCGUAAUAAAGAUAAUCUUUGUGGUGUUGCCAGUACGCCAAGUUAUCCGAUCAUCAAAAUGGUAGUUAUUGAUUGGUGCUUGUCGAUGAUUUUCAAAACAAACAAACCAAAACCAAAAAUGAAAUCUUACUGUUUGUCGAUAUUAUUGAUAUUAUCGAGUUUGGUAAAUUUUUCCAUUACAUCUCCAUUAUUGGAUGAUCGAUGGAUUCAUUUCAAGGAAACAUACAAUCGACAAUAUGCAAAUGAACAGGAAGAACAAUAUCGUCGAAAUAUUUUCAUGAAAAAUGCAGAAUUAAUUGAACAACAUAAUCGUGAUAAAUAUUCGAAAGGUCUUUCAACAUUUGAAUUAGGAUUGAACAAAUUUGCCGAUAUGACUUUGGAUGAAUUUCGUUCAAAACAUAAUGGUUAUCGUGAUGAUCAUCAGAAAUCAUCUAAUAACGAAAAUUAUAAUGAUAAUGACAUUUCAUCAUUACCAGAUGAAAUUGAUUGGACUAAACGUGGUGUUGUAACACCAGUCAAAGAUCAAGGUAGAUGUGGUUCAUGUUGGGCAUUCAGUGCAGUAGCAUCGAUCGAAAGUCAACAUGCAUUAAAAACUGGCAAAUUGAUUGAAUUGUCGGAACAAAAUUUAGUGGAUUGUUCCCGUCCCGAAGGUAAUCAUGGUUGUGAAGGUGGCUACAUGGAUAAUGGAUUUAAAAUGGUUAUUAAAAAUCAUGGUAUCGAUACGGAAAAAUCAUACCCAUAUAAAGGAAUGGAUGAAAAAUGUCGACAACAAGAAAAGAAUAAAACGAUCGGUGCAACAAUUCAUAGCUAUGUUGAUGUUAAAUAUGGUGAUGAACAUGCAUUACAAUCAGCUGUAGCUAAAAUUGGACCAAUAUCCGUUGCAAUCGAUGCCGAUUCCUUGUUUUUUAUGUUCUAUACAUCAGGCAUUUAUAAUAAUGAAAAUUGUUCAUCCGAUUUUAAACAUCUUGAUCAUGGUGUAGCGGUCGUUGGUUAUGGUGAAUUGAACGGAAUAAAAUAUUGGAAAGUGAAAAAUUCUUGGGGAACUAAUUGGGGAAUUGAUGGUUAUGUAUUGAUGUCACGUGAUAAAAAUAAUCAAUGUGGUAUUGCUACCAGACCAAGUUAUCCAGUGGUUUAAACGUAGCAUAGACGACCUAUUCCAAAAGGCGAGAAAAAAUUCAAUUAAAAAAAAUGUUCUUUUUUGUUUAAUGAAUUUUCGAAUUUUCAAAAAAAAAAAAUUUCACCAAUAAAUUCAGAUUAAAAUUUACUGCUAUUCGAAUCGUUCGAAUUUUAGUUUAA